Messenger RNA from Egretta garzetta (little egret), 2771 nucleotides. RefSeq names its product phosphate cytidylyltransferase 1, choline, beta (gene PCYT1B). Bases 1 to 1047 code for a protein of 348 amino acids. Lineage: Eukaryota; Metazoa; Chordata; Aves; Pelecaniformes; Ardeidae. Gene Ontology annotation, molecular function: phosphatidylcholine binding; choline-phosphate cytidylyltransferase activity. Gene Ontology annotation, biological process: CDP-choline pathway. The transcript has 8 exons. The record is from RefSeq and is a predicted model, not a curated record.
AUGGCAACAAAAAUAAUCAAAGUUGUGGACCAGCUUCCAUACAAGGAACAAAUAAACAAGACUCUGACAGCACCUGCUCCAUUUGCAGAUGAAACAAGCUGUCAGUGCCAAGCCCCCCAUGAGAAGCUAACCAUUGCACAAGCCCGGCUGGGAACACCAGUUGACAGACCUGUCAGAGUGUAUGCAGAUGGGAUAUUUGACCUCUUCCACUCUGGCCAUGCUAGAGCCCUUAUGCAAGCCAAAACUCUAUUCCCGAAUAGCUACUUAUUAGUAGGAGUUUGCAGUGAUGAUUUAACUCAUAAAUUCAAAGGCUUCACUGUGAUGAAUGAAACGGAGCGAUAUGAAGCUCUCAGACACUGUCGUUAUGUGGACGAGGUCAUCAGAGAUGCACCCUGGACACUGACACCUGAGUUCCUUGAAAAACAUAAGAUUGACUUUGUAGCCCAUGAUGACAUCCCGUACUCCUCCGCUGGCUCGGAUGAUGUAUACAAACACAUAAAGGAGGCAGGAAUGUUCGUACCGACGCAGAGAACUGAAGGUAUCUCAACAUCAGAUAUCAUCACAAGGAUCGUCCGGGACUAUGACGUGUAUGCCCGGCGCAAUCUCCAACGAGGCUACACUGCCAAAGAGCUGAAUGUUAGUUUUAUAAAUGAGAAGAAAUACCGCUUUCAAAACCAAGUGGACAAAAUGAAAGAAAAAGUCAAGAAUGUGGAGGAAAAAUCAAAAGAAUUUGUUUACAAGGUGGAAGAGAAGAGCCAUGACCUCAUUCAGAAAUGGGAAGAAAAGUCCAGGGAAUUUAUUGGCAACUUUUUAGAACUGUUUGGACCUGACGGAGCCUGGAAGCAGAUGUUCCAGGAACGAAGCGGACGAAUGCUGCAGGCUUUUUCUCCUCGGCAGAGCCCAAACAGCAGUCCCACGCGGGGCCGAUCUCCAUCCCGUUCCCCAUCUCCACCCUGGGUCUUCAAUAAAGCCUCCCCUCCCUCUUCUCCAAAAGCUGCCUCUGCCUCCCUCAGCAGCAUGAGCGAGGGAGACGAGGAUGAAAAGUAAAGUAAAGAUAUAUUUUUUUAACCAUGAGACAGAAGAACAAGCUAUGAACUCAACCGCUGGAUGGGGAAAAGCAUGAGGAACAUCUGGGGUAUCCCUGACAGGAGGGAACGUGCUCUGGGAGAAGAUGCUGAAAAGGGACUGGAGCACAGCAAGUGAGAUCUCAGGAAGAGCUUAUCCCAUCCCCUCCCUCGGGGUGCCUGGAGGCCGGGCCAGCAGCACUUGCCAGACACGCUACUGGGGACUGACAGAAAAACAUCCACCUUUGUGCAAGCUCCUGUCCCUGCGUUGCUGCUUACAGCUGCUGCGGCCAGGCCGGGUCGGCGGGGACCUCUGCACCGAGCGGGGCUGGCGGGAGGAGCCCUAUCAGCUCCCGAUCCGGGCCUGGCACACAGGCACAGGACAGAUGCAGCCCGUGGAUGGAGAAGAUGCAGUUGUACCGGACCGCGCUAACCGUGAGCUCUUCGGGCAGGUGAAGGAAUGGCAUUGCUGCAGCAAAUACAUUCAGAAACAGGAAAUAAAAUUUUACAUUUUUUCUUUUUGAAUGAAAUCUGCCCCAGAGCCCAAACCAUGCCAGUGAAAUGGAGAGCACUCCAGCUGAGCUGGUAGAAAUCCAUUUAAUAUAUUCAGGCUAUUGAAUGCUGCUUGUUGACCAAGCCUCUAUAGGGGGUGUAUGUAAAGAGUCAGGCUGUAUUUGCUUUAUGAAAUCGCUCUCCGCGUUCCUAGUGCCUGAACAGCUACCUGAUAACUUCUGUUUUCCUCCCUGGCUUUGCACUUCAGAGGCAAGAAAGUAAGCGGAGAGACAGCCCUAGCUGGAAUGUGUUGUUGCAGCAAACAGAUAGUUUGAAGACGGUGGUGAUUUUUACUGGUGGAUUCUAAAAAAAAAAAAAAACACGCACGGGAUCCCAAGGUCUCGGGACGUGGCCUCCUAGGGAACCCUGCUGCUCCCUGCUACGCAUCGCCAAGCGACGAGCACAACAGUGCUGCUGUCCUCACACGCUGCUCAGCCAGUUAAACAAUUUCUCAUCAAACUCUAAACAAGAUGCGUUCCCAGACACCCUCCCCCCCCAGGGGUCCCGAGGCCAUUCCUCUACCCUAACGUGGAGGAAACACUGAAAAAAACAGUGGAAGCCUUUUAAACAGGAUUAGGCAUGGGGAUUUUCUUUUUCCAUCCGUGACACCCGUACAGCCCCAAGCAGAGCCACAGGACAGGCAGCACGAGUGAAGCUUCCCCCUCCCCUCGAUGCACCAGCUCAUCUCCUUCCAGCUUGGCAAAGCCAGACGUCCGGCUCCACCAUUCAGUCCCACAGCUGGCACCUGGCAAGGUGGCUGCAGGCUUGCAGGGUUUCCGAGCAUGGGGGGACCCCCAGCACCUGAGGCUGCCCUUGCCCCACAGCUCAGAACGCCGCAGGCAGCGCCCAGCCCACAUCGCCACGGUGGGGCUGCGAAGCAACGAUGCAGUUUUGCUCCCAGGCUUGCCUGGCAAAGCCUGCCUCAGUGCACGGGCGCGUUCGAGGCGCUCCAGGCCAGCAGGGUGAAGGCUGCCGCCGCCUGCCUGUCCCACCGGCAGCCUGCCGGGCACAGAGCCCGGGCAGGGGGUCGCAGCAGCGAAAUCGCCACUGUGCCACUGCUCCCCGGAGUUUCAAACCCAUCGCGGACACGCAGCCCACUGUGGGCAGCACCAGUCGGCACUUUGCCGGUUCCCUGCACUGGCAGCACAGGAAACG